Lepus europaeus (European hare) is the source of this 1659-nucleotide messenger RNA. It is a transcript of the gene TEKTL1, whose product is annotated as tektin like 1. The record is from RefSeq and is a predicted model, not a curated record. Lineage: Eukaryota; Metazoa; Chordata; Mammalia; Lagomorpha; Leporidae.
AUGCCCGUGCUGGCGCCCCCGGCUGAGCUCAGCCAAGACAGUCGCGUGGGGGCCCCGGCAUGGCGCGAGGCGGCACAGGCCACGAUGCGCCGAGCGCACCACGUGACCGAUCGCUGCGGGCAGGAGGUGGUGACCAUGUGGCAGCCCAAGGCCAGCGUGCGGGACCCGCACGUGGCGCGCCACCUGUGCCGCGCCGCCUACAUCCUGCCCUGGCGCUUCCGCGUGGAGAUGCUGAAAGGCGGCAGCACCGUGGAGAAGCCGCCCCCUGGCGACGGCGUCACGCUGUGGAAGGGCAAGAUGAAGCCGCCCGCCUGGCACGCGCGCCUGCCGCUGCCCCUGCACCGCGACGCGCGCGCCCUGCAGACGGCCGAGGUGGUGCACGCGCACGCGCGCGGGGCGCGCCUCACCGCCGCCCGCCUGGGCCGUGCGCAGCACCAAGUGAACGCGCGGCUGCGCCAGCUGCAGCGCCAACGCGAGGCCACCGACCGCAGGCUCAGCCAGGUGCGCAAGGGCCUGCUGGUCAACCAGCAGAGCGUCAAGCUGCGAGGCUACCGGCCCAAGUCAGAGAAGGUCCCCGACAAAGCUGACAGUGUGCUCACCUGGGAGAAAGAGGAGCUAAAGAGUAUGAAGCGGAAGCUGGAGAAAGACAUGGAGCAGUCAGAGACCCUGCUCAAGGCUCUGGCCUCCUGCCGCGACAACCUGGGCUUCUGCUGUAAGGAGAGGCUGCAAGUCGUGGACCUCAUGAACCAGCCGCUGGACAAGGUUCUGGAGCAAGCAGGCCGCCACUCCUGGGUGAACCUCUCCAGGCCCCCAACCCCUCGCCCUCAAGGCCAGAAAACACACCACCUCCGGACCCUGUGGGGCACCUACACCCCAGAGUGCGCCGCGGCGCUGUAUGAAGCCAAGCAGCUGCUGAUGGAGUCCAAGGACACCCUGGUGGAAAUGGCCAAAAACGAGGCGGACGUUGGCGAGCGCCAGCACCAGGAUGAGCGGACCGCGUGUGCGCCUCGCUUGGCGCAGAAGAUGCGCGAGACUUUGGAGCUGAAGGAAAGGAUGAAUAUGAGCUUAGGGCUGAUGAGGGGAACGAUCCACCGGUGCACGAAAUUCAGCGAAGAGAUGAACAUUACCCGUGGACUCAUCAAGGGUCCGCUGUCGGAAACCGACCUGGAGACUCGCGAGAAGCUGGACCGACCCCUGGUCCGAGUGUACCAGAGACACGUGGGCACCCAGCUGCCUGAGGCCACGCGCCUUGCCCAGGGCACGGACAAGCUGCAGCGCCACAUCGCACACGUGGAAAAAAACCUCGACAAGCUGCUCACCACGCACCAGCACCUCACCCAGAGCCUCAACUCCAAGAAGAUCGGGCAGGACGUGGACGCCAACGUGGUGCGCCUGCGCCUGCGCCAGAGACACUCGCACAUCCACUAUGAGCAGGCGCAGCGCUUGGUCAACGACUGGGACCCCGCGCACGCCGCCGCGCCACGACACCUGCGCCGACCCCAAGUGACCAGCGUGCCCGCGACCCCCACCCGCCGCAGCCCCGCUAGCCUGGCAUGCGUGCGCACAUACACGCGGCGCGGGACCCCGGGAAAGGAAACUCACAGCCAGCCCACGGCCCCCCACUCCCCUCGCCUCACCUUCCCUCCCAGAGCCUUCUAG